AUGCCCUUAUCAUCGAAAUUCGGUAUUCGUUUAAUGCAUGAAAAUGAUUAUGAUCAAGUAUUAUCUUUAUUAACUAAUUCAUUUUUUCAUGAUGAACCUAUAGUACAAUGUCUUCAAGUAACUGAAGUAUUAGAAUUUUCAAAAAAUGUUAUUCAUAAUUGUUUACACGAUAAAUGUUCAUGUGUUGCAUAUGAUACAGAAACAAAUCAAAUUGUUGCUAUUUGUCUUAAUGAAAUCAUAUAUAAAAAUAAUAAAGAGGAAAUCAAUGAAUCUAAUGAAAAAAUUCGUUUUAUAUUGGAACUUUUUAUGAAUAUGCAGAAAGACCUUAAUAUUUUUGAUCAAUUAAAUGUAGAUACUCUUCUGCAUAUAUUUAUACUUAAUGUUGAUAAAACUGUUCGUGGUCAUGGACUUGGAUCACGUCUUAUAUCAAAAAGUAUUGAAUACGGUAAAGAAUUAAAACUUGGUGGUGCAUAUGCAGAAGCAUCAAAUGUUUAUUCACUAAAUUGUUUUAAACAACAACAAUUUGAAAAUUUUAAUGAACUCAUAUAUUUAGAUUAUAAUCCAGAACGUUUAGCUAAUCUUAAUGAUAAAAUGUAUGAUCGAUGUUAUCUUGUAGCUCGAAAAUUCAAAUUUUCAAUAUUAUAG
Rotaria sp. Silwood2 is the source of this 645-nucleotide messenger RNA. NCBI's taxonomy places the organism in Eukaryota, Metazoa, Rotifera, Eurotatoria, Philodinida, Philodinidae. The record is from the annotation of a GenBank genome assembly.